Drosophila serrata is the source of this 1077-nucleotide messenger RNA. RefSeq lists its product as uncharacterized. Gene Ontology annotation, biological process: septate junction assembly. Gene Ontology annotation, cellular component: plasma membrane. Lineage: Eukaryota; Metazoa; Arthropoda; Insecta; Diptera; Drosophilidae. The record is from RefSeq and is a predicted model, not a curated record.
CUUUCAGUUACAAUAGUUGUUGGCGUGUCGUCGGUUUCAGAGCGUUUCGAAAACCCAAUUUCCGUUCCAAGACGCAGUUGAAACUAAAAACUUAGAAAUUACUAUUUAACGCGCGCGUAAAAUACUUCAGUUUGUGCAAUUUUAGUGACGGGAUAAAUAACUCAAAAGCUAACCCCUUUCAAACCAUUAGCUGCACUUGUGUUUGCACCUCUAAACGAAUAUAUUCUGAAUUUCUGAAAAAAUAAAUCUCAAGGGUGGAAAUGUCGCCGGCAGAUGAUAAUUCCUUUGCCACAACGAAUGGCAACAAGAAGGCCACCUACACUUUGAUAUGUAUUAAAAUUGUGGAAUUGUGCCUGCUAAUAUGCUGCCUGGGCUUGAUCGACGAACCGGCCACCAACUCGCACCUGCGAGUGUUCAUCACUCCGCGGGUAAUGGCUCUGUGCUAUGUGACCUUUGGUGCCUUGGUCAUCUACACAGCGAUCUAUCUGAUAAUGGCACUCUUUGGUGAUUUAACUCCCUGGCGUACAGCUACUCUAUGGUCCCUGGUGGGUUUCAUUCUCUUUGUGGCCGUGACCGCUCUGUUGUUCCGGGACUGGAGCACUACCAAGGAUCGCAACUACUGGCACCCGAAUAUGCAUCGUCUGGAUCUGGUGAUGGCUUCCGCUUCGAUUUCCUUGGUCACCUCACUGGUCUUCUUGCUGGACAUCCUUCUCACCAUUCGCUUUGGCGUCCAUGGAGAUCUGGAAUGACAUGGACGGACAUGGCGUGGACUGUAAUAUUUAUAGCUCCAGCUUAGGUGUAAGGACACACAUUCCCCCCAGUCUCCCAGCUAAUUAGAAUCCCACAAAAAAAAAACAAAGAAUUGCCAUCAUCGAAUUGAAAAAUGUACAAAAAAGACGACGUCCAUGGAGAGAGUUUAAAGUUUUCUACGCAUCGCCUGCCCUGUUUUUUUGUUUUUCUUUUAUUAUUUAGCUUAUUAAAAAAAGCAUCACGAACGUUUUAUCUAAACCAAUUAAUAAGUAAGAACCCAACACGAGUAAAAUUUGCUACUAUUUAAUGUCCAAAAUGAAAAACAAA